AUGUGGCGCCCAUCAUCACCAUCUCGUUCUGUUGGGACUCACGGGAGCACCCCGACCCCAAUGGGCCGCAAAUAUUCCAGAGCCAGAAAUUCCUUCAAGGGGUUCAGCGAGAUGGGCGUCUUCUGGGACUGGCCCUCGCUGCUGCAGGGCGACCCCGACAAAGCCGAGAAGGCGAAGGCCGCAGCCCUGCAACAGGGCAAAACCGAGAAGGACGCGCAAGAGGCCGCGGACGAGGCCAAGCGGACCCCCGCCGAGAAGGCCGCGUUCAAGCAUGGGCUUCAGGAGACGAUGGACCUCUGGUACGCCCACCAGGCCACCACCGUCCUCCUGCUCACCCAGCACCCCCGCGAGCGGGGCAGCGCGCGCGAGUGCGGCUACGACCAGUCCGGCUGGACGACGUACGAGCGCUGCUCCGCGGAGCAGAUCAAGCAGGUCUACCGUUAUGAGGCGAACUGGGACGCCGUGGCCGACCUGGGGCAGGGGGCAGGGGCGACGACGGCCGGGAGGGGUUGGCCGGUUGGCCCAGACGAGUUCGACAGGCUCAUCGAGGACAGGUUCUUCACCAACGGCGCGGACCGGGAGGCUGUGAAGGCGCUCUUCCGCCGGAUGAGCCGCGCGCAGCUAGGCGGCGUGACGAAGCUGGACUUCGACGGGAUGUCGCCCCCGACCCCCGAACAGGCCGCGGGGCUCGCCGGCUGUCUGCGGCUGUGCGCCCGCCUGGAGGAGCUGGACCUGCGGGGCUGCAACAUCGGCCCCGCGGGCGCGAAGGCUUUGGCGGGGGCGCUGCCCUCAGUGCCCAGUCUGCAGGAGCUGAGCUUGGGCAGCAAUGGCAUCGGCGACGGCGGCGCGCAGGCCCUGGCGCAGGCGCUGCCCUCCAUGCCUGGCCUGAAGAAGCUGAACCUCUUCGACAACGGCAUCGGGCACGACGGCGCGCAGGCGCUGGCGGGGGCGCUGCCCUCCGCGCCGGCUUUGGAGACUUUAUUCCUGCAGCGGAACGGCGUCGGCGAGCAGGCGAAGGCGGCACUGCGGGCCGCCUGGGGCAACCGGGGCGGCACCUUGAGCUUACAGCAGGAUAAAGAAUGA
This is a messenger RNA of Prorocentrum cordatum, 1083 nucleotides long. The record is from the annotation of a GenBank genome assembly. NCBI's taxonomy places the organism in Eukaryota, Dinophyceae, Prorocentrales, Prorocentraceae.